Messenger RNA from Rotaria socialis, 780 nucleotides. Lineage: Eukaryota; Metazoa; Rotifera; Eurotatoria; Philodinida; Philodinidae. The record is from the annotation of a GenBank genome assembly.
AUGGCUAUGGCGAAUUAUUCUCAAACGUCAAAUACUCUAGAAGAAUGUUCAAUAUGUUUAAGUCCAUUAGCUCAACAAAGUAUAGAUAAUAUCCAAGCUCGAAAUAAUGUGUGUCCCUUAUGCCGAACACGACUCGACUCAUUAGUAGAUAUUUUGAAUGGACCAGUAACGGCUACUGGUUCAGUACUUACUCAAAACAUUCCAACACCAAUAUUAACACGGACGCUAAUCCCACUAACAGUACGAAAAACAGGUAUUUGGGCGAAAUUAACAAAGCCAAUAACAAAUGCAUUUAAACGUGGUUCAAACAAGAAUGCUUGCACAUGCUGUCGUGAUUACAGAGCAUUUCCAUCGCUUAUUCAAUCGAUGAAGAAGAUGUUUGUUACAGCUCUAUUCAAUCGUAUCACUGCUGGCCGACAGCAAUGCAUCGAAGGCCACACUAAAUUUCCUUCGAUUACUGCACGCACUGAAUUAGAAUUCGGUGGUCAAGAAUCACCAAAACAAUCAAACAUUUAUGGAAUGGUUACACUAAAUGCUCCAUCAAUACGUUCGAAUGAAGCAAGCGAGAAGCAACUCGAUGAAUUGCAUAUUCCUGUCGACCUCAUUUCCGUUGUUGAUCAAAGUGGUUCAAUGCAAGGCAAAAGAAUAGCUUUACUGAAAGAAACAUUGAAUUAUAUUGUUGAUCGGAUGGGUCCAUUAGAUCGAUUGGCUAUUGUUUCGUUCGAUACUACAGCGUUUGACCUUUCGCAAGAUCUGGAAUUAAUGACCACAGAAAAAUAA